AUGUCCUCAAUGCGGUUCAUGAUGGCCAACCCGUUUUACACCCCUCAUAUACUGGUCCCGCGAGCACAUCGCCCUCUCGCCAACCCGAUUCCUCCACCGCCCGACCCCGGCGAUCGACUCAUCAAGCAGCUUCGCACUGCCGAAGUCACAUGCAGCUGUAAGACGCGCCUAAGAACAUCAUCCGACCAAGCGUUCUGCGAAGUGUGGAUGCUUCGCCGCAAUGACCCGAAACCAGACGGGUUUUUCGCGGAUCAAGACGUCCACUGUCUGUUUGUAGCUGUAACCUUGCCAAUCAACUGCAGCAUUGCAUAUCAAGAGCGUGCCAGCCCCGUGGCAAUUGUGGACAAGUUUGUUGGAUGGAGAGGGAAUUUGGAUGCCCCGACAUGGGCGAGAUGGGAACCGGACAAAGCACACCUGUUCCUGUCAAUGAGGGCGGCUGUAGCAGAAGUCUUCGGGGAUUUAGCACUCACAGAGCAUAACACCGAGGUGGUGAGUUACCUUCUGUUCCAUUGA
Gloeophyllum trabeum ATCC 11539 is the source of this 513-nucleotide messenger RNA. RefSeq lists its product as uncharacterized. The record is from RefSeq and is a predicted model, not a curated record. The coding region runs from base 1 to 513 and encodes 170 amino acids. NCBI's taxonomy places the organism in Eukaryota, Fungi, Basidiomycota, Agaricomycetes, Gloeophyllales, Gloeophyllaceae. The transcript is spliced from 2 exons.